This is a messenger RNA of Mya arenaria, 3229 nucleotides long. Its product is annotated as calcium-activated chloride channel regulator 2-like. The transcript is spliced from 13 exons. Bases 1 to 2490 code for a protein of 829 amino acids. The record is from RefSeq and is a predicted model, not a curated record. Lineage: Eukaryota; Metazoa; Mollusca; Bivalvia; Myida; Myidae.
AUGAAGACUAAGUCGCUGGUUCAGAAUUGUCCCCUAUCCAUGUUUGUACGGCAUGGUAGCCUAGAGCUUAUCAAGGUUUGUUUCACAUCAGCUAUUGUCUUAAGAGAAAAUGGCUACGAGGAUGUAAAUAUUGUUAUACAAGAUUCCGUGGACGAGAAUUUGGAAUUAAUUGAACGAAUAAAGAAAGUUUUCACCGACGCCUCCCGGCGUCUAUUUGAAGCAACAGAGAAUCGGGUAUAUUAUAGGAAAAUUAACAUCAUUGUGCCGAAAACAUGGACCGUCACACGAGAAAACUUUUUCAAAGUCCCAUCGUUGUUCUUAAAUGGCUAUGUCACGGUAGAAAAAGGGAAAAUACGAUCACCACAUGUUAAAAAGCAGGGAUGCGGCAAAGAGGGACAGUAUAUGUAUUUGACCCCGUCGUUCCUGCUGAAAACAGGAUCUACCAGAUGGGGAAAUCAUGAAUCUGUGAUUGUUCAUGAAUGGGGACAUCUUAGAUGGGGAUUGUAUGAUGAAUACAAGAAGCGAAGACCGUUUUACCAGCACGCCGGAAAGUGGAAGCCAGUAGGUUGCACAGAAAACGUCGAAGGAAGAGUAAGCCGUGUCCCGUGUAAAAAACCACAGAACGUUACAGACUGCGACGUCAACAACACUGCAAAGAAAAUGGAUUCGCUAUGCAGGUUUUGCCCGAGCAUUUCACAGAGCACCAACACAUCUAUCAUGAGCUUUCAGUUUGUCCCAUCGAUUGCCAUGUUUUGCGACAAAGACGAACCGGCAACUCCUGCAUGGAAACGGCAUAACCGAAGGGCUCCGAAUAGGCAAAAUAAGAUGUGUAAAGGGAAAAGUGCAUGGGAGGUUAUGCGAGAACACGACGAUUUUGUAAACGGAGCAAGCCCUAUUCUACAGAAGGAUACUGAUACGUCGCCGGACUUUGAUAUAAUUCAAGAAGGUGACGCGAUAAGAGUGUUUGUCCUCGACGUAUCCGGAAGCAUGAGCGGGAUGCUUGAAACAAAGUUUGGAUCGGUAAAAGGCUGUGAAAUAAUAUUGAUGUCCGAUGGUGCAGAUGGAAAUGCAAUCCAACUUACAACCGCAGAACAAAAAGCAAUUUCAACUGGCGUAGUAAUACAUGCUGUGUCCAUCUCCCAAGCGGCAGAUCCAAGGAUGAUAAGCCUCGCAUCGGAAACAGGCGGAAAACACUUCAAUUACUUGGAUCAAGGCGGUAUCAGUUUUGCGGCCGUCUUUUCAGAAGCCGUCUCGGGUCUUGUUACUGGGACAAACAACCAAGCUCUGACGACUGGGGAAUACAAUGUCACGGUGACAUCCUCCAAUCACCAUACGUGGGAUUACAUUGUUAAAUCCUUCCCUUCGGAGCCGCAUCCUAUACUAGUGACAUCAAGAUUGUCGACAACACAAUUUGACUUCUCUCUUGAAUCAGCGGAUCUACCUGUAUUGUAUGUAGAUAUAACGAAAGGAAAAGCUCCAGUCGUUGGCGCCAAUAUAGAAGCACAUGUCGAAGCGAGUUCCAAUUUAUGCACUUUGUCGCCAAAGGAUAAUGGCCAAGAUCCCGACUCGUUGGAAGGAGAUGGCACCUAUUCCGUUUAUUUGUUACCGAACUGUUUGACAAAUGGGCGUCUAAAUAUUCGAGUCACGGUCAGUGGAAAGGCGAACGGCACCAGCGUCAUUACAUCAAUUGACGGCGCUUUAGCUAUAGACGAAAGUGAUGCGGAACCGGAAAUUAUUUCCGACAGUUUCCAGCGAUUUUCGCUUCCGGAGCCGAUCUUCAUCAAACAGUUUUCAGAAAGUUUAUCGGAUAUGGUUGCACCAGGACAAAUUACGGAUGUUGAUAUUGUAAACAUAGAAACACGAAUGACUUCAAAUGGUGAAAGCAGAAAUUUCACAAUUUCAUGGACGGCAACAGGGAACGAUAUGAACAAUGGCCAGGCAUCUUCUUAUGAAAUUCGAUACGCAGAUGACAUUGACACAAUUGUUGACAACUUUUCCUCGGCUUAUACGCUUGACAUCGGUAACGUAAGCCUCACUCCGAAACAGUCGGGUAUGAUGGAGGCUAUCGUUAUCUCCGUUGACGCUGAGCAAACUUACGUCGACACGGCUUACCUCGGAAUUGUAGCAGUUGAUGAGACGGGAAAUCGGGGCAAGGUUUCCAACAUAGUGUCUAUCGUUGUUGCCAAAGGGUUUCGUGUUAGCUUCGAGGGAGAAACUAAUUACACGGAAAAUGAAGAAGAAACUACUACGUCGCCAGCUACGACUGUGACACAUUACGUAUCUGCAGUACGAUUAAACGUUGAGGAGAGCCACACAGGGCUUAUCGGUGGCGUUUGCGUCGGGGUUCUUGCUGGAAUACUUGUUGUUGUGCUCAUAACGUUCUUUAUGUUGAGAAAAAGACAAAAGAAAUCUACUUACGAAGUUAGUCGAAUGGGACAAUCUUCACUCGAUGUAUAUGUCAACUUCAGCUACGUGACAGAGAAAAUGUAAAGACUCUAUCAUCUUCGAUGCAUUCACUGUGCUACUGGGAGAAAGUUGUAUUGUGUUUGUUUUAAAUAAAUUCAUGUGACAUGAUUAUGAUUGGAAUCUGAGAAUACAUAAUGGCUGUGUCCAUAAUACGACAAUGAAUCUAAAAUCUACUAGGUUAAGAAAUUACAAACGACCGCUAAAAUCAUUGCAGGAGGAAAUUAUGAAACCAUCCAACCCUUUUAAUAUAUGUUUUAUUGUGCAAGGAAUAUACAUAUACAAUUAUAUAUUUUCUAUAAACACUAUAUUCUACAUAUUUUAAGACUUCACUUUAAAUAUUUUUCGUGCAUGCUCUAGUCCAUUUUCUAUAAAAAAACCCAGGUCCAGCGGAAUGUUAUAAAAUAUUGCCAUGAAGAUAAAAUCAUUCUGCUUAAGGUCGAAUAUAUCUGGCACAGAUAUGGUGUCCAAUGGCUGUGUCAGAAAAUCGCUGAAAGAGAUACAAAAGAGGUAGAAAUGAACUACCAUUUUGAUAACUAUUUAUCAUGCUGUGUCAUUUACUACUACGUCAUUUUAGGCUUGAUAAACACACCUAGUUUGUAUAUAAUAUAUAUGCACUGUGUUUUCAUGGAGUCUUGUGCUGUUGUUCCAUGUUUCUUGUUUGUGUUUGUUUUGGUGGUAUUUGUCUUUGGCGUUUACCCUGUGCCAUUAAACGAGGUAUAUGUUUAAACGUUUGGCUACUGAGCUUGUUUUUGUAGUUUUUCAU